AUGUCCAACCCACCACGAUCUUUAUCCCUAUCUCCCCUCCCAGAAUUCGAGCCGGAACCCGCCCCCUCCCCCGCAAAAACCCCAGCAGGAAAAUGGCAACACGACGCACGCUCCGGCCCCCGAAAAGUCCUCGCAGCAGGCAAAGGUCGUCAACCCUACUGGACCGCCGAGGAACUCCGCUAUCUGAUCGAAACCGUCGUGCCUAAGAAGGAAAAGGAGUUUUUGAGCUGGAAAGAAGCCGCGGCGCUGAUGCAAGAACAGUUCCCGGAUCGUCGCACCUUUACGGCGGUUACGUUGACAAAUCAGUAUGGCCGGUUGAAGAAGAAUCCGGUUGAUACGGCGAUGAGUAGACCAGUUGUUAAGCCCAAGGUUAAGCAGCGACCUGGACGGCCACGGAAGAAUGGCGGGACUGGUUUAGGUGGACAAGAAGAGGGUGUGGAUGGAGGGGUAGAUGGGGGUGCUGGAGGGGAGGUGGUUGUGAAGAUGGAGGAGGAGGAUGGUGUUAACAUACCUGAGAAAAAGUUGUUGUCGGAUAUGACGUCAAAGGAAAUUAGGGAGAAGGUUUUCUACUUGCUUGAGCGUGCUCAGGAGAGGUACCAGGCAGCAUCUUCUGAAACUCCGACCUCAUUGGAAGACCCUGGUUGUGCGAUCAAAAUCGAGGAUAUGGACUAG
Molecule: messenger RNA, 672 nt
Organism: Glarea lozoyensis ATCC 20868
Lineage: Eukaryota; Fungi; Ascomycota; Leotiomycetes; Helotiales; Helotiaceae
Exons: 1
Coding region: 1-672 (223 amino acids)
Source: RefSeq, a predicted model, not a curated record